AUGGCGCGACUGCGUCAAGCUGCAUCAGAAGAUAAACGAGCUGAACGAAAUGAACAAAGAAGAUUAGAACAAGGGCAAGCACGCCGUUAUACAGUUAUCAGACGCGGAGCAAGUGACCGACAGCGAAAACAAGAAAACCGACAACGAUUAUUUACAUCUAAUUUAUUCCUGCGUUUAGCAUUCGAUGAGUCAGCUGGGAUAUGUUGUUCGUCAGGAAAGGUGCAAUUACCUCCUCCGUUGAAUAACAACGAUGAAAUAACACUUUACCAAAUUGGCCGGCACGUCAGCUUCAAUGAAACUUUUUGGCAUAUUUUUGGUUUCUCACUUCAUGAACGGGAUCCAGCAGUUCUUCAUUUAGCCGUUCAUCUUGAAAACGGCCGGCGUGUAUAUUUCAUGAACGAGACAGCAAUUUAUCGUGCUAUAAAUCCACCAAAAACUACCCUCAUCGAAUUUUUUGAACUGUGUAAUCGUGUGGAUGCUUUUGCACUCACAUUACUCUAUUCAGAAGUACCAUACUAUUUCACAUGGACUCCAACAAAAAAAUGGAUGUUCCGCAAGCAAGGCACGCCGAUUAAUGAAUGUCCCGGUUUAUUCAAAUCAAACACCUUGGGGCGAGUAUUUACAGUCAAUCCAAGACAGACUGAGUGCUUUUAUCUUAGACUGUUAUUGAUUAAUGUCACCGGUCCAUUGUCAUUUCAAAAUAAACGUAAAGUGAAUGGGCAACAGUAUCCAACGUAUAAAGAUGUAUAUAAUGCACUCGGCUUUCUGGAAGACAACAACCAGUGA
Molecule: messenger RNA, 786 nt
Organism: Sipha flava (yellow sugarcane aphid)
Lineage: Eukaryota; Metazoa; Arthropoda; Insecta; Hemiptera; Aphididae
Exons: 2
Coding region: 1-786 (261 amino acids)
Source: RefSeq, a predicted model, not a curated record